AAUGUUCGGCGUGUGCAUAUAAAACGCGGCGUCGCGACGCACAUCGCCUCAGUCCUCGAUUUGGACGGCCGCCGCGAAGGCAGGUGCGCGCUACAGGUAAAAAUCUACUCGAAAUCUACGAGGUAGAUCAUUACUGCACCGUGCAAGCAGUGUGAGCUCGUAGCUUUGGACGUGACAGCCGAUAUAGCAGGCUCAUUGUUGACUUCCUGCAUUUAUCUUCCUGGUUCUUCUUGACAUCAGAGAGAAGUUAUCGAAAUAAUGAGCGCCAGUCGAGCAAGAGCGCAAAUGAAAAUUAGUUAAUACCUUUCUCAACCCCUCGACAAAAAACAAGCGCUGGUACGAGCCGGAACGAAGUGGUGGAACGAAGGAGCAAAUAAAAAAAGAAGAAAAAAAACUAUCAGGCGACUUGCCCGAGCGGAGACUUAAUUAAUUUACUUUUCAUUCAAUCGGGCCCCGUCCGAGAAAAACGGGCACCGUACGAGGCGAAGAAGUAAACGGAGAAAGCACACGGACGGUCGGGCAAAGUUUGCUUUAGCCAUUUAAACGGUCGACUUUUUGGAAAAACAGAAUUAGCAACGAGAGCUGCGUCGCCAACCUCGCUGAGAUAGAAAUCUCGGUCUUUUCAAGCUCUCACUAACGUAUAAUUUUUUUCUCCUCGUUUAAAUCCCAUCCCGGUGUAGCGUUUCACCUGUGACGUGCGUGUGGCGUGUGUGCGGGUAGUGCAAACAGGCAAACGGAUUUUGCACCCUUGGUGGUCCGGUCACCUAUAACCCUCUCUCGUUUCAGCCGGAAAACCUGAGAACUUUCGUAUUCCGCACGACGCGCGUCUAACGCCGAGAAAAAUGUAAUGUGCACGCUCGGCACGACGCCAGCCGUAAAUGAUCCAACAUAUUUCAACACCCUUAAAGGCACCAGCACCGUUACCAACAGCAGUUGGGCAAUCACGUCUUGAUACUGCAACGUUGCAAGACGCUGCAGUUCGAUCGGGGGUCGCGCGCGGCGACUGAGCAACAAGUCAGACGGCGCUGUGCUCACCUCCGCAUUUGCAGACUAUGCGCUGACCACCCAACCAUCACAAGGACGCAGCAUGGAUUACGUCAGCCUGUUGUGCUGUUUGGUUGCGUUUCUGCUGUAUUACAACACGCUGGACGCCGGUUUCGUCUACGACGAUCGGCGAGCAAUUUUGAGCAAUCCGGAUCUGUUACCGACGACACCAUGGCACAGAUUACUACAGGACGAUUUCUGGGGAACUCCUUUGAGUGACAGCGGCUCCCACGGUUCAUACCGACCUUUAUGCGUACUCUCCUUCCGGUUGAACUAUCUCCUCGGAGGGUUUCAACCAUGGGGUUACCAUUUAGUGAACGUUCUCCUUCAUUGUCUCGCAACAGUACUGCUGAUUCGAGUAGCACGCCACGUGCUCCCACGAACCCGUCACUCUUCCAUCGGUUCCGGGGUAGCAGGUCUUCUCUUUGCUGCGCAUCCAAUUCACACGGAAGCUGUGGCUGGAGUUGUGGGCCGUGCGGAUCUAGCAGCUUGUAACCUCUACCUACUUUCGUUUCUGGCCUACAUCGCUCACAUCAAACACAGAGACACGCAAUAUUGCGAAUCAUGUCGGAUAAACACUGAAGAGUCUGUCAGCUGCGGCAGCGAUAUCUCCAGCUACCAACAAAACCAGCAGAGUCAUGUUUCGUGCAACAGCAGCCAGGUCAAUGGUGCCUGCACGAGUGGCUCCGGUUUGGUGAAGCACCACCCGCGUGAGCUGACGGUGCGUUUUAGUGAACUGAACAAAAUCGGUGCGGUCAAACGAAAGGGAUGUGCGGUCGCCGGCGGCAAGGACUGGGCGGACGGAGGUGCUGAGGCCUGUUGCUGGCUGAAGAGCGUGAAAAGUUAUACGAUGCUUGCGCUCAGCAUACUUCUCUCGGGUGCCGCCAUGUUGAGCAAGGAGACUGGUAUUACAGUAUUAGGACUUUGUGUGCUAUUUGAUGUGUUGCACUCACCAAAUAUCAAUAAGAAACAAUGGAAGAGUGGAUUGGUCAUCGUUACAGCUGCUGGGCUUAUGAUGAUUGCCCGUCUGCAAGGACCAACGCCUCAGUUUUCAACCGCGGAUAACCCAACCGCAAAGGAGCCUAUGAUGUUGACUCGUCUACUCACCUUUCUAUAUCUCCCGGUAUUAAACGCGGGAUUGUUAAUAUUCCCGGGAAGUCUAAGUUUUGAUUGGGGUAUGGACGCCGUUCCGCGGGUGAAGCGACUGAGUGAUGCGCGUGUGUUGUACUCGCUGGUGUUCUACACAGCCUUGGGGCUGCUCGUGAAAUACAGUGUAUGUGCGUGGUGCAGGUAUAAAGAUGACCACCUAGGUCAAAAGUGCGUGAAAGUCCCGAGAGCUCGACAAACCUCUCCGGUAACCUCGGCUUGUUCCACUUGCUUGAGGGAUAUACCGGAGUCCCAUUCGGUCGCGUGUCGCACGUCGAAUAACAACAACAAUACUCUUACCACAUGCUCCUGCCUGGCAGUGAGCAGUGCUAGGCGUCAGACGGCGCCACGAUCACCGGAAGUUCUCGUCGGGGUGUCUCCACGCGCUUCCGGCGCUUGCACGCUCCUGAUAGCACUCGGUUUGCUCGCGUUCCCUUUUCUGCCGGCGACAAACCUUUUCUUCUACGUUGGGUUUGUCGUUGCCGAGCGUGUGCUUUACCUGCCGAGCGCCGGGAUGUGUCUACUGUUUGGAUACGGCGCGUCUCGAUUGUGGCGGCGGCGUCGCUACCGCCUACCGCUAGCGGCGUGUCUCUGCGUUACGCUGAUCGCAUUCGGCGCACGCACCGUGCUUCGUAACCGCGACUGGACUAGUGAGGAAGCUCUCUACCGCUCGGCGAUUCCCAUUAAUCCGCCCAAAGCUUACGGUAACCUAGGCAGUGUGUUGAACAGUCAAGGAAGGAUAACGGAAGCACAAUGGGCGUACCGAAAAGCUCUGGAGCACCGACCCAACAUGGCCGACGUCCACUAUAAUCUUGGAGUGUUAUUACAAGGCAAACAACAACUCAAAGAUGCCAUUGAAAGUUUUCAACGUGCGAUACAUUUUCGACCAUCAUUAGCACUGGCCUAUGUGAAUCUUGGCGCAGCAUUGAUAUCUGCCGGAAGGUGCCAGGAAGCAGUGGCGAUCCUCAGACAAGGCGCACGUGUGGAUGGUGCAGGUUUGAAGGAUCGUCGGGAGCAUGAUGCAGCCAGAGUUUCAGCAUUACUACAACUUGGAGCUCUAUAUUCGGACCAAGGUAGAUUGCAACGUGCUUUGGCAACCUACAGGGAGGCGGCACAUUCCUUGCCUGACCACUAUCCACCUCAGAGCGUUUUCAAUGUUCUGGGUGAGACUUUGGCAAGAUUACAACAAAAUGAAGAAGCCGAACGAUGGUAUCAAGCUGCUUUAAAUGCCCAGCCCGAUCAUGUUCCAGCACACAUCACUUACGGCAAAUUAUUAGCCAAAAAUGUGAGUCGACUAGCUGAAGCUGAACAAUGGUUUAGAAGAGCACAGCGUUUAGCACCAGACGAUCCCAGCGUCUACCAUCAUUAUGGCGAAUUUUUAGCCUCAAGGGGGCGGCACAAAGAAGCAGCAGGGCUCUAUGAGCGAGCAGCGGAAUUACGACCACACGAUUUUGAACUUUCUGUGGCGGCAGCAACGGCCAUGCGACAAGCAGGACGACAUCAAGAUGCAGAACGAUGGUAUCGGAGAGCAGUCAUCAUUAAACCAUCGGAUGCACGAGGACACACGAAUCUCGGAGCAAUUCUUCAUCUUAAUGGAAAAUAUCGCGAAGCAGCAGACAGUUACAGAGAAGCGCUGCGUUUGCAGCCAAACGACGUGACGACUUUGACGAAUCUGCAUCGCUUGCACACGGUCAUGACUUGACGGUAAAUCAAAAUUUCCAACUUACGCGAAAUUAAUUAAUUACCCUUCCUGGAAGUGUAACCUCACGUGUUAAAUUCUAUUCAGUUGCAUCGAAUCGAAACAUUUCUACCAACGAAUUAUUUAAAUUGGGCAAAUCAGUUAAAUAGUUUAUUAAAUUAUGAUGAAAUUAAUUAAAUCAAAUGUCGCCGAUGAUUUUGGGACCAUUGUGCACAUUCUAUCGGCCAAAAUUUCACGACUACCGAUGACGGAAUGAUGUGGUUGAUGCGUAAAACAUAUAAUAUUGUAAAAUGUAAAUACUUUACUUGUACAUGUGUUGUAAGAUAUGAAAAUUACGAGGCAAUGAAGAAGACGUAAAGAGGGAUAUUGACAAUAUGUAAAUGACGAUCCAUAGUGAUAUUUUUUCAUCAAGUACACGAGACAUAGUAUGAAAUAUGUAGCAAGAUUAUCGAGGACCGAAGAGAUGCACACACAACACUCAAAUGAACAAUAAAAUUCAAGCGAUGAACAACAUAAUUGUUUAUUGGUUGAAUACGAUUGCUUUGUUUGAUUUAAUUAGAUCAGCCAAUUGUACAAACAAAAAUAUCUAGUGAAUAGAUGAACAUGGAACUGAAUGAUCAUUUUUUAAAGCAAAUUGAACAAAUUUUGUAAAUACAAACAAAUAUGUUGUAUAAAAUAUAUACAGAAUGAAAUAAUUCGAUUACUUCGACUAUGAAUGAUUUAUAUGAAGCGUAAUGAAAUUGAUUAUCGACGGAUUAACAAAUAAACAAAUAAACUGUAAAUGUUAUUUCUUAAUCAAAUUGAAAGUGAUAUUAAUGUAAAUAUUAUUGCUACACAAGAAGAGAUGUGCUGAAUAAUGAUGAAAUAAUAUCUAAAAAAAACGUCUAAGAGAAUUUAAGUACUAAGUAUUGAUUGUAAAAAGCAAGAAAAUGUAAAAUAUUGCCACCAACAUCGUUUUGGUUGAUUCAGAUUUUUUUCAAUCAGAAAUUUCUCAUAAUUUCAUUGCACAAAUAUUCAACAACAAUAACAGGCGGUCGAAAUCAAUCAGUGAGAUUGAUUGAUUCCGAAUGUUUAUCACAACCAUACAAAAUAUAUAAUUAAAAGAUAAUAAUUGAUAAAUAUAACAAAAUAUACCGCAAAAUUGCUUCUUACGUAAAUGGUUUUGGAUCAUAAAUAACACACAAACCGAUACAAUUUCAAUGUUAUGAAAUACGAUCAUUUGAAUUACCUACACUCAUGACGACGAUAUUGACUGGAUGAUGAAAACUAAAUAGGUACGAUUGAAUUAUUAUAAAAUAUUAAUAUUGUUGGCUUUUAAUGGAAGAACGUAUCCUGUAAUAUGUAUUGAUACAUAUAUGAAAUAAAGCUUAACUUAUUUUGUGUACAAAA
Molecule: messenger RNA, 5278 nt
Organism: Dalotia coriaria
Lineage: Eukaryota; Metazoa; Arthropoda; Insecta; Coleoptera; Staphylinidae
Gene: Tmtc2
Product: Transmembrane O-mannosyltransferase targeting cadherins 2
Exons: 10
Coding region: 1088-3892 (934 amino acids)
Biological process (GO): protein O-linked glycosylation via mannose
Cellular component (GO): endoplasmic reticulum membrane
Molecular function (GO): mannosyltransferase activity; protein binding
Source: RefSeq, a predicted model, not a curated record